UCAAGGACUUGAAUGUUUUUACUGGAUUCACUCCAGCUCUUCGUUGGGUCUUGGGUGUGAAAACGAUGCUUUUUCGCUACAGAAGAGGCGGAUUAGUUAACUCUUGUUCUGACUGGAGCACGUAAAAGCCCGCCCAACUUGCUAAGGAAGCUCAUAUUGUCCAGCAGGAGGAGGGGAACAUUCUAGAACAUUCGUCGAAAGGACUUUUACAUCCCAGAGUGUUGGCUACAACUGAAAGAUUCCAGUUUCUUCUUCUUUCUCACAGGGUUUUUAGGUCAACCGCAUCAAAAUUUGUCAUGUCACACCUUGCGGGAGGCCUGGAUAUGAUCUCUGCAACAGAAGCUCUCCUGGCUACUCUGGUGUUCGGUCUGAUCUUCCUGAUCCUGAGAUCCUACUGGGAUCCAACCCCACAGGGCCGGAAGAGGAUCCCAGGACCAGCAGGCUACCCCUUCAUCGGCAACAUGCUGGAGGUGGGCAAGAAUCCCCACCUGAGUUUGACCCAGAUGAGCCGCAAGUAUGGGGACGUGAUGAAGAUUCACAUCGGUACGACCCCCGUGUUGGUCCUAAGCGGGCUGGAAACUAUCCGUCAGGCUUUGGUGAGACAAGGAGCAGAUUUCAUGGGGCGGCCAGAUUUAUACAGCUUCCGGUUCCCAUCCAACGGACAAAGCAUUGUUUUUGGGCACGAUUCAGGAGCUGUUUGGCACGACCGAAAAAAACUGGCCAUCAGUGGCUUGAAAUCCUUUGGAUCCUCCCCCAGCCCUGUGUCUCCUUCCAUGUGCCUUGUGGAAGAACACGUCUCCCAAGAGGCCGAAUGCUUGAUUAAGAAGUUACAAGAGGUGAUGCUUGAGAAGAAGAGGCUUGAGCCUUCCCGUUAUAUUGUGGUCUCCGUGGCCAACGUUGUGUGUGCCAUGUGCUUCGGCAAACGUUACAACCACGAUGACCAGGAACUCCUCAACAUUGUCAAUGGGUCUGAAAUUUUUUCAGAAACCGCAGCCUCUGGAAACCCUACUGAUUUCAUUCCUCUUCUACGUUACCUCCCAGGCAACAAUAGGAAAGUUUUUGAGGAAUUCAAUAAAUCUGCCAGUCUCUUCUUCCAAAAUAUUGUCAAAAAGCACUAUGAGAGUUUCAAAACGGACAGCAUCCGAGACAUCACAGAUUCCCUUAUUGCCCAAAGUGAGGAGAAGAAGUUGGACCCUGACACUAAGCUUCAGCUGUCAUCUAGAGACAUAGCAGACCUUGUGAAUGACCUCUUUGGAGCUGGUUUCGACACAGUGACCACAGCUUUGUUGUGGUGUCUCACAUAUCUCACUGCGUAUCCAGAAAUCCAGAAGAAGAUUCAUGAAGAUAUAGAUGAGAUCAUUGGUAGAGAGAGAAAGCCACGGCUCUCAGAUCGGCCCCUGUUACCUUAUACAGAAGCUUUUAUCCUGGAAAUGUUCAGGCAUUCAUCUUUUCUGCCCUUUGCAGUUCCUCACUGCACAAUCAGAAACACCAUCUUGAACGGCUACUACAUCCCAAAGGGCCUCUGUGUCUUAAUCAACCAAUGGCAGGUCAACCAUGAUGAGAAUCUUUGGAAGGACCCGUCCUCGUUUAGACCAGAGCGUUUCCUUACAGCGGACGGGAAAGGCAUCGACAGGGUCGAGAGUGAGAAGGUCCUGAUGUUCGGCCUGGGGAAGAGACGGUGCAUCGGGGAGCAGAUUGCCCGCUGGGAGGUCUUCCUCUUUCUGACCACUUUGCUCCAGGAACUGCACUUCAGCGUCUCUGAGGGGGUCAAAGUGGACUUGACCCCGGUCUACGGCCUGAGCAUGAAGCCCAAAAGAUGCAAACACUUUCAAGUGAAAGUGCGGUCCCCAAACGAGAGCAACGAGUGAAGGACCAAAAAAAUAUAUAUGUUGCCAGGGAAACAAAGGAAAGCGAAGCCCCGGUUUCAACACUUCCUUGUCUGUGUAUGUGCACAGAAACCCCUCACCACAGAGUCAGAAUGAGGGUAACCUUCUCUUGCUCAAUAUCGCCACCAUAUUUCUGAGUUGGGAUGAAAUGUAUCACUAAUAAAAGGUGGUUUCUAAAACCCACUGCCAGGCCCAAGACAUUA
Messenger RNA from Pogona vitticeps (central bearded dragon), 2089 nucleotides. RefSeq names its product cytochrome P450 1A5. NCBI's taxonomy places the organism in Eukaryota, Metazoa, Chordata, Lepidosauria, Squamata, Agamidae. Gene Ontology annotation, molecular function: iron ion binding; oxidoreductase activity, acting on paired donors, with incorporation or reduction of molecular oxygen, reduced flavin or flavoprotein as one donor, and incorporation of one atom of oxygen; steroid 17-alpha-monooxygenase activity. The record is from RefSeq and is a predicted model, not a curated record. Gene Ontology annotation, biological process: hormone biosynthetic process; progesterone metabolic process.